CCACAGAACUCGCUACAGUGCUGUUGUGUUGCUGGUCCGAUGUAAUAUUCGUCACAAAAACAUAUUAUUUAUCUUUUACAGCGGCAUUAACGGUGGAACUUGAAAAAAAAUUAAAUAUUUCCAAUUGGUAAAUAGUAUUACAUAAUAUUAUUGAACACUCGAGAAGAGUAGUAGUCAGUUGUCCGCGUGGAAUAGAUUCCAGAUCGUUUCUUUUUCAGCGGGCAAACCGAACUCACAAGAUCCUCGACCACUUCUCUGCGUGCAGUAUACCAUCAUGAAGUACAUGGAUCUGUUCCGGAUUGUUGCGCUUAUUAGCGCGCUAUGCAUAAACGGGAACUUGGCGUUCACAUCCGGUGACGAUAAGUUCAUAAAAAAAUACGCCAUGAUGAAGGUGUACGAGAACUGUUUCGGGCCGGACGUGGUGAAAGAAGUGCGGAAGGAAAUGAAAAUAGCCACGGCCAAGUGCAACGGCAACAUGCCGAUGAGUGUACCUACGCCCAACAUUGGCUCUCUGAAACUGGCCACGGCGCCAUCAAGCAUACACGAAUUCAGCAGCGCACAUCUCCAACCAAACCAGCAGCACCAGACCAAGCCACAAGAGGAAGCGUCGUUCAGCAAGACGCAGCCUAGUGGCAUCGACAUAACGAAACUUCAGCAAGCCAUUCUGGCCGGAUACAAUAAGCACCUGCAGCAACAGUCUUCUCAUAAUUCAUACUCGCAGUCGGCAUCUGCAGCAUCGGCUUCGCAUCUCCAACCGCAACCACAGCUACCACAGCAACCACAGCAACAGUACAUCAAACCGUGGACGUCGGGAUCGUCAUCGGCGUUCUUGGACCAACAGCCGUCAUACAUGACAAACGCUCUAUUUUACCCACCAAACGCGGCCAACGACAUGUACCUGCCGAGGAUAUCUAACGUCCCACAACAGUCCUACCCGGGCCCGUAUCCCAUGAUGGCCGCCGGUCAAAUGUACCAGCCGUACUAUCAACCGUUCUACCCAACGCACAGGACUUCGAGGGUCGGAGGUUUUGACGUCCGCAACCAGAUGGACACGAUGGCUGCCAAAAUGACCGGCAAGAUCCGAAAUGUCACGUGCGUCAUGCAAGAACUCGGCUACCUCAACCAAAACAUGGAACCAGACUACGAAAACAUGAACGACAGGGUGAUGAGGCUACCGAUCGCCGAAGAGCUUAAACAAGACAUGGUAGACGGAAUUACAUAUUGCAAGAAAUUUUCGAUGUGCGUGCCGGAUGAAAGAAAAGACAAGUUCGCCAAAGAGUUAGUGCGGCCAAUGUUCUUUUUCAAAUGCUAUAAACAUAAAAAGUUGGAGUCGUGUAUAAUGAAGGAUAUCAGAGAUCGUUACACGUCAGAAGAAUUUGGCGAAGACAACAUGGUGACAUCCGAACGAUCGAUGAGAAGCUCACAGAACUUGGAAGACGAUACUAUUGAACAGACGGUUUUCGAUUACAUUUACGGAGACAAGUCCAUAGACUUGGACGUUUUACUGUGAGUGCAACUGCAAGUGCAAGUGCAGUUUAUCAACAACUAUAAAUGCUCAACCGCGUUUAUCACACGAAAGAAAAAUCUGUAAUCUGCGUCCUAGAAAGUCAAAUUAUAUACGUUUAAAAGUAUAUUUUUUUUCAUUAAAUUUCUCUAGAUUGUAAGAUGUAAGAGAUAUUUAAUUUAUUUUUAUGUACGUUGGUUCUGGUUUUAAAACGCUACUAAAGAUAAUUAAAUUAAUACCAGCAGUGGCGUUUCGAAAUCAGAACGAACUCUCCAACAUAAUAUUUAUGUAUUUAUUUUAAUUUGUUAAGCUUAUUAUAAUUUAUUUAUUACGAGUAAGAAUUUAGUAUAAAAAUAUAUUAUAAUAUACAUACCUAUAUUACGUAAAUGUAAGAUUUAUUUUUCAAAUUGUUCACAUUUUCUCGUUUUCUACGCAGACAUUUUCACAGUAACAAAUAGUUUAGGUACAUCAGUAUUUUUGGAAUGUUGGAUUUAAAAGGAAAUGCUUGAGCAGAUGUAAUUUUUGUUAUACAUUAAUCAAUAAAUUAUAAACUGUAAAUAAUAAUAGUAAUAAAAAUAAUUUUAUUCAACAAGUAUAAAAGAACAAAUUUUCUCACAUAAUAAUAAUUAUUGUUAUUAUUAUUGUAUUAUUGUUAUGUUUAGUUAAUUAUUUUAAACUUGUAUAUUUUAAACAAUAUUUGGGUGUUCAAUUAUCUCCAUGUAACAUAUUACAUUGAUAGUAUAAUAAUAAAUAAAUAGCGCAGAAUAAAAAUGAUUGUCAUACAAAAUGAUAAAAAUUGUAAAAUAUAUGA
Diuraphis noxia (Russian wheat aphid) is the source of this 2315-nucleotide messenger RNA. RefSeq lists its product as uncharacterized. NCBI's taxonomy places the organism in Eukaryota, Metazoa, Arthropoda, Insecta, Hemiptera, Aphididae. The record is from RefSeq and is a predicted model, not a curated record.